AAAAGAUGUCCAAGAGGGGAUUUGGGGGGGUUGCCUUGGGCACCCCCCUCCCCAGCCCACCAAAAUGGUGCGCGGCCCCUUUAAAUUUACCCAGGAGCCCUUAAAGGAGCCCCAGGGGCCCCGGAGGGGGGGGGGUGGAAGAGAAAAAAAAGGCAUCCCCACCCUGGCGCAUCGGAGCCGAAGCAAAGGAAAGAAGAGAGAGAAAAAGGAGAUUUUGCAUUUUUUGCAUAGAGAUUUUGCAUUUGGGAAAGCAUUGCAAAUCCAAUCCUUUUGCAAAGGGAUUGCUUUUGCAAAAAAUAGGUUUUUUUGCAAAGCCUGGUUUGCAAAAAGCAGGCAGGCUGGGGGAUCAGCCAUGGUGGCUUGAAGGAGGGAAGGUUGGAGGAUGGAGAGCCUGGGAAGGAGGAGAGCCAGCAUCAAGGAGGAACCCCUGGAGCCAGAAGAGCUUCAACACGAUUCCCACGUCGAGUUGAGCUCUGGGCAUCCCUUGUGGCCAGCCGGGAAGGGCUUACUGCGAGGCCAUGCCAAGGAUCCUUCUGCGCUCCUUGUUGGCGGGAGGAAGUACUCCGACCAUUGUGAAGAACGGGCCUCGAGACCCGGCAAGAGUCGUAUCCCUGGCCGGGACCACCGCCGCUACUAUCACGAGCACUGGCGGGCCGAGUACCUGAUGGACUUCAAUGCCGCGCGGCACGGCAUGAUUUGCAUGGUUUGCGGGAGUUCGCUGGCCACCCUCAAGCUCAGCACCAUCAAGCGGCACAUCCGGCAGAAGCACCCGUACUCCUUGGCGUGGAGCGCCCACGAGAAGGAGGUCAUAAUGAACAGCUGGGAUGCCCACUUGGGGCUCGAGACGGAGGCGGAAGGGGUCCGGGACUCGGCCGAAGCCUCCGACACUCAGCAGAGGAGCCACGGGGGAGACCAGUCCUUUGGCCGAGGCCGGAGGAGGCGGCGUGUCCCAGGACCCCUCUCCUCUCGUGUGGGACAUCGACCACCCAGCCUGGCGCUGAAGGUCUCCUCGGAAGGAGAAGCCCGGAGCUUGGAGCGCUACCUGAAGGAGUCCCUCCAAAGCUGGUUCCAGUCCGAGUUCCUGAUGGACUACGACCCGCAAGGGAACCAGCUCUUCUGCAUGAUGUGCGGCUCCUCCUUGCCCAGCCUCAACCUGGACGACAUCAAGCGCCACGUCAUGGACGCCCACCCCAGCUCCCUGGGCUUCAGCUCCGCCGAGAAAGCCGCCAUCCUGGAGGCGUGGAACUCCCGUGUGUCCGCACUGGCCGCCAAGGGCAGGAAUGCAGGGGAGGAGGAGGAGGAGGAAGAUGAGGAGGAGGAGGAGGAGGAAGAAGAGGAGACAGAGGAGGAGGUCUCAGUGGAGGCCGGCUUGGAGCCCUCCCCGCAGGACCUGCGCGUGAAGGACGUCCCCGCGUCUCCUGACCACCCCGCCGACGAGGACGGCUCCGAAGAGGCCGGCCUUUGGGACUCGGAAGGGAGCAGCCCCCCGGCUCCGUCCCGCGGCCGGGACCACCGCCGCUACUUCCAGGAACACUGGCGGGUGGAGUACCUGAUGGACUACAACGGCUUGCGCCACGGGCUGGUGUGCAUGGUGUGCGGGAGCUCCCUAGCCACCCUCAAGAUGAGCACCAUCAAGCGGCACAUCCAGCAGAAGCACCCAGACUCCAUGCGCCUGAGCCACCAGGUCAAGGCCCUCAUUGUCCAGGAGUGGAGCCAGAAAGUCGCCCGCCUGGCCGACGCGGAAGACUCCCCGCCCGAAAUGGACGCCGAGGAACCCAAAGCGGAACCACAGCAGGACCGCGAGCCACCCUUAGAGCCCAAAGAACACCGAGAAGAUGCGGCAACAUCCACAGGAGCGGAAGAGGAGGAAGAGGAAGGGCCGGCGGGAGGCAGGUUGGCUCCCUCCCAACCCUCCCCGGAGGCCGUAUCUCUGCCGGCGGGGACCCCAUCCCGGAGGUGGCAGCGUCGGAACUACCAGCCUCGCUGGCGGGAGGAGUACCUCAUGGACUACGACGAGCAGCGCCACGGCCUGAUUUGCAUGGUGUGCGGGGGCACCUUGGCCACUCUCAAGGUCAGCACCAUCAAGCGGCACAUCCUUCAGGUGCACCGCUUCUCGCUGGGCUACACCGAGCUGGAGAAGCAGACCAUCCUCGAGGCUUACGCCGAGAACGAGAUGGGGCCAAACCGCCGGGAAGCCAGGCCAAACCCUGGGGCCACAUCUGCCACCGCCAGCCCCGCCACCGAGCCCCGAGACGUCAAGCCAGACAUCCAAGAAAUGGGGAAAAUGGCAUUCGGGUGUAAUUUGUCCAUAUGUACAGUGUAGCCAUGCAUCCAGAUUGCCCUGCGGUGACAGAAAAAACAAAGUACACAGUGUAAUCUCUUCUCCCAUUGCCUCCCAAUACGGACAAGCAGAGUCUCGGAAUUCCCAAUUGUAAUGUUUCUGCAACUGGAAGGAUUGGGGCCGAUGCCAGGGAAGUUCUCUUUGUGUUGUCGAAGGCUUUCAUGGCCAGAAUCUCUGGGUUGCUGUGAGUUUUCCAGGCUGUCUGACCAUGUUCCAGAAGCAUUCUCUCCUGACGUUUUGCCCACAUCUAUGGCAGGCAUCCUCAGAGGUUGUGAGGAUUCCCCCAGGCAGGAAGCAGCCAAGCUUUGGAACUGCAAGGCCAUUCGAUGCUAAUUAAGGUGGCCAAUGGCAACAGUCACACUUGCUUCCAACAGACAAGAGUUCUUUCUCCCACCUUGGGCAUCAUUCCACAGAUAUAUUAAACACAACUUGUGUAGUUUUCAACAGACUUCACAACCUCAGAGGAUGCCAUCGAUGUGGGCAAAAUGUCAGGAGAGAAUGCUUUUGGAAUAUGGCCAGACUGCCCGGAAAAUUCGCACCAACCCAAAAGUUUUGUUUGUUUGUUUUGUGUUGCGUAGUGAUAGACACGCAUUUUAAUUUGCAUGUUCUGGUUGAGCGGAUUCUGCUCCUCUUUUAUGAAACUGAAACCUUUUGUGUUCAGUCCUGCAAGGCCUUCCAUCAGUCUUGAAUUUCAGGAUAUCUCAGCCAGCAUGGGGAAUGACAUGUGAUGAUGGCCAUUGUAGUCUCGGCCAUGGAUUUCUUGAUCAAGGAUACUCUGGUGGUCUUCAUUUUGGCUCAUCUUUAUCCCUUGGCUGUUGUUCUCAGGAGCGUAGUGGAUUUACACCUGGCUUACUACAGGUCUGCAGAAGUGGUUAGCUUACCUUUCUUAGCAACUAUUAAAUCCAGAAGAAGGGAGUGUAUCCUACUCACAGAACGUGUGCUUUGCCAUUACCGUAUAUACUUGAGUAUAAGCUGACCCGAAUAUAAGACGAGGCCCUAAUUUUGCCACAAAAACCUGGGAAAACUUAUUGACUCGAGUAUAAGUCGAGGGUGGUAAAUAUAGCAGCUACUGGUCAAUUUCAAAAUAAAAAUAGAUACCAAUAAAAUUACAUUAAUUGAGACAUCAGGACGUUAAAUAUUUUUUAAUAUUUACCAUAUUUCAAAGAAAAACAGGAAACUAGCUCUGUAGGUGGAAAAGUAGGGUCAACAAAACCAAUAUGGUAUCAACAAUAACAUCAUAAUAAUAAUAAUAAUAAUAAUAAUAAUAAUAAUAAUAAUAAUAAUAUCCAGGCCAGCUUCCAACAUAGUAACAGGCAAACAUUCAGUACCUAAAUAAACAAUGC
Molecule: messenger RNA, 3684 nt
Organism: Anolis sagrei ordinatus
Lineage: Eukaryota; Metazoa; Chordata; Lepidosauria; Squamata; Anolidae
Gene: ZFTA
Product: zinc finger translocation associated
Biological process (GO): negative regulation of DNA-templated transcription
Source: RefSeq, a predicted model, not a curated record